Messenger RNA from Diorhabda sublineata, 5659 nucleotides. RefSeq lists its product as uncharacterized. Lineage: Eukaryota; Metazoa; Arthropoda; Insecta; Coleoptera; Chrysomelidae. The record is from RefSeq and is a predicted model, not a curated record. Gene Ontology annotation, molecular function: cyclin-dependent protein serine/threonine kinase inhibitor activity. Gene Ontology annotation, biological process: regulation of cell cycle. The coding region runs from base 2444 to 2836 and encodes 130 amino acids. The transcript is spliced from 2 exons. Gene Ontology annotation, cellular component: nucleus.
AUAGUAGGUCUAAUAGUGUUCUACAAUGAACGCAGAACUUGAAACAGUGUAUAAAGUGAAAAAUGUAGAUUUGUGGAUGUACAGAGUGUACACAUAAUUAUGUUGUGGUAAGUUCGACAUAAAUAUUUUACUCUUAAUUGUUUAAAAUCAAAUCAGGCUAGGAGUGUUCAAAAAACAGUUGAAAAAUUCUAAACGAGUCAUUAAUUUGAGUUUUGCAAAUUUAAUUUGAGUUAUAGUGCAGAAUUGCGAUGUAUUUAUAUCACCUAGUAUGGUGAAUGGAAGUUUUAUCUACUAUCUUAUAUCGACAAAAAAAUGGUCGGCAAUAAAUUUGCAUUAAGAGAAAAAAGCAGCAUCAAUGAAUUUAUUUAAAAAUAAUUACAAAAGGGAUUCGAAAAAGCGUUACUGUAAGGCCAUCCGCACACGAGUCGACUCGUUUGCGAUUCGAGUUUUCAACGCAAUGGGAGUCGCGCCCAACCUUGUCGUUGUUACACAGUGGGUGUCCUCACACGGGUCAACUGCUAGUCGUCAACUCAAAUCCAGUUGACAACGUGAAUCGCAUGAGUUGCACGCAACGCUGACUCUCGGUCGCCUGCAAUCUCAGUCGCGUAGUUGCGUGCCGCACAAUAGAAGACCACGGGUUAAAUUGAGUGAUCAAUAUCAAUCGAUCAAUAUUUCUUUUGUUGCAGAAGUGGAUGAGCAUGAAGAGUUGUACAACUACCACCUUCUUGGUUAUUCACAAAAAAGAUUACUGAUAGUUAUCUAUCACUUUUUCCUCAGAUUCACUACUGCUAGAAUGCAUUUUCAAAAACUAGCACUACAUAAAGUAAAAAUAUAAUUUCACUGGUCCGAGCUCUGUUGCCAACUGAAACCGACUAUCAGCCGACAGUUGCGAACUGAAGUUGCAUAAAUGGCCCUUCUGUGUGCGGACUCCAGCUGCAAGCAAGCUGCACAACUCCGACUGCAACUUGCAAAUGAGUCGACCCGCGUGCGGAGGGCCUAAGUGUUCAAACUGAUGCCGAUCUUGAUCAACGCAUUUCAAUUGCAGUCGAGAAAGGCGCGCUAUCUUCUUGCAAAAAUGCGGUCCUUUAGAAGGUCCCAUAGGAAGAAAUCAAAGGUUGCAAAGUAACAUAAUCGUGCAGACCAUUCAACGAAUCCUCAUCUACCAUUUCCCAUGUGAAUCUUCGAGCUUUUUCAGAUAAAUUUGACUCGUGACGUGACCCCCAAAAAAGUGGGGAUCCGCGAAACCUCCUGCAUCGAUACCCGCCCAUACAUACACCCCAGGUAGGUAUAAUUCAUCCUGACUAUAUGGAUCCUUGCCGAUUUUUCGACUGUCUGACUUGUGCCGACCUCUGUAUUAUAUUUGGAAGAGUAUCAAUUUAAUUUUGUGUUAAUGUGAACGAGCUUUUGAUUAGUAUUAAGAAGUUACUUGUAGCUAUAAAGAGCCUUGUAGAUUAUAGCCAGUCUUAAGGUCGAGGAUGGCGAAGAGGUGGUGCAAUAAUAAAAUUUCGAUAUCUACUUGAAACUUAAUUUAUAACUAUAUAUACAGGCACCAACAAAACGUAAAUCUGCGGCGACUAGACGCUAGAAAUCUGGUUGCUCUGCUGUGUCGAAUAAGUGUACCUCACCAAGGUUGGUGUAAGUAAUAAAUAGGAGGAAGCGUCAUGAAAUCGUAUGGAAAACAGAAGUAUGUUGGUUUUUCCUUAAACGUGACUUGGAAUUAUCAAAAUAAGGCGACUUUGGGGCCAGUGGUCGAAUUAUUUUUGUUUUAUUGAGGAAAUUGUUCGGGGAAUCCAGUCUUAGGGUGAAAAAUGUCGUGAAUUAAAGUGGCCCUGUAUUAGGUGUUUGUGAAUGCGACGGUAAAUGGCGCGGUCUCAUAGGAUCUUUGUGUUAGAACGCAAAAUACUUCAAUGCAAAGUUUCUAUACACUAAAGAGUUUUCGGGGCUUUACUGAUUAUCUCUUUUUCAUGUUUCACUAAUGUUUCAUCACUAAUAACAUAAUUUGUUAUAAUACAUUCUGUUCAGUCUUGAAAAUUAAGUGAGAAAUUUCUUAUUAUUUUUGGAAAUAUUACAUUUUUUCCCUAAUACUUCCACUAUGAUUAUAUAUUUAACGUUGAUAUGCAAGUAUCGACUUGAUUAAUCUCAUUUGUAAUGAAUUGUUAUCAGUUGCGUCAUUCAAUGAAAAAAAAGUGAGCUAGACCACGCGUCGCGGUUGCAUUAACUGCAUUCGGAGUUCAUAGAUCGUGCAAGGUGCGUCGACCGUAUGCGAACGUUGUUGUUAAUCGAUUUUGGACGCCCGCUGAAGUGUCGAGACGCCGAGUCGCGGCCAUUUUACCUCAAAAUAGAACGAUUUUGUUUGUUUUCGUUGAGUUUUUCGGAUUAAUCUUUAGAGUACGUGGUGCAUUCAAGUGAUUACGUAUCGAAUCGAAUUCGUGCUGUUCAUAUCAUGACAGAUCAAAAAUUAUUAAUGGCUGAAGAUAAGCGUCUCACAACAUCGAGUACAUCAAAUGUGACUUGCUGCUCUAAUUCUGAUAAAAAUAAUGCAGUUUCUUCUGAAACUCAAUCAGAAAAAUCAAAAUUAGAAAAAAAUAAUGGCGUGAACGGGCUCAAUCACGUUUGUAGAACAAUUGAUUUCGGUGAUUCAUCUAGUAUCGAUGACAUGUUUGCAUCCUAUGACGAGACUCGACGACAACAACAAAGAGAAAAAUGGAAUUUCGAUUUUGCUAACGAAGUACCUUUGGAAGGAGAUUGGGAAUGGGAAAGAGUACCGGCGGAAAGUCCAAAAGCUCAAGUAGUUGUGUCUUCUUUGAAGAAAAAUAGAGAAAGUAGGAAUGUUUGAAGCGACUAAAAAAUCUAGAAUACCUAAGAUUAAUGGUUUUUUUUAAUAAUUUCGUUUUAUCAAUAAAAAAUUAACUCGUCAAAUUGAUAAUAUGUUUUGUUUGAAAGAUAUACACCAGAAAUUAACGGUAUCUACAUUGGAACCAUCUCUUUAUUGUAUUUUAUUAAAGACCACUUCACACUGAGUAGAUUUCAAGGCAAAACCAUUAAGGUUUUUAAUGAUUUGUCAAAAUCAGCUGAUGCCUAUUUAAAAAUGGUCGCCGUGGGGUGAAAAAAUGCUCUUGAUGUAAGUUUCUAUGUGCAGAUUUAUUUGUUGGUUUGUAGACAUCAUUAUUUUCAAUGUUAUUGCAAAAGGCUUCUACUUUGAGAAAUUCAUAUCAUUUGAACGCAUUUACAUGUGGUAUACAAUCCGUGUAAUUUCAAUACAAAAAUUCAGAUUUUAACUACACACUUCCAGUGAUUUUUAUUUGUUCACGUUCGUGGUUUGGUAACUUUAUUUGUCUUAAACUUCAUGACAUCAUUACAAAUCGAGCUUGGAAGUUUCUCAAACGUUUUUAAAUGCUUUCAUUUAUGUCUGGGUGUAGAAACCAGUUGUUAAUACCAAGUAUGCAGCAAUGCCUAUAUUAGAAACAAGUGGAAAAUGAGUAGCUCUUGCUAUUUAUUUAGAAAGGGGUCAACUCCACCUGUAAGUUUGUACCUAUACCUUUCAGCUGACACUUGGUUAUUACUUUGCAACUUUAAAUAGUAUUCACUCGUGUUUCGUAAACUAAAUAUCUAAACUACAAACUAAUAUUAGGCCUAUUCUAAAUGGAUUCACCCAGCAAAACAUUUUUCAAAAUUCGGGAUAUCAUUCUAUAUUCAAUUUGAAGAAAUAUGUCCAUUUUCAUUUUUCCAAAAAACGUUUUUUGGAGCCCUGUGGCGCCAUGUGGAAAUCUACGUUAUGAAUGCGCUAUUUAAGCAUUUCAAACGGCCACCAUUAUGACCCAAAUUGACCUAUCGGGAACAAUUUUUCUUCAAAAUGUACAUUACUUUCAGCUGGUGUUCUCAAAAUUAAUAUUUAAUCAAAAACUUUCCGGGAAACCUAAAAAAUGGAUUUUUUCUUGCAAAAAUCGAUUUCUCAAAAAUCUCACCCUUAAUUUGCGUGAAUUUUGGAUAUGUUUUUCAAGAACCCCUGACCUAUCUUUAGAUCUUCUGAUCUAUCAAGUUAUGAAGUAGGUUUUAUCGUAAAAAUAAAAAUAACAAUUCCAUCGUAUUCUACGUGAAAAAUUACAUGAAAAGCACGUAACACUCUAUUUAGAAACAUUUUUAGUGAAACUCAGUUUAUCCGACAAAUAAAAAUCGUCAGACGCUACUCACUUACAAAUCCCCGGAAAAAUUAUUUCCAAAGCUUGUAAUAAGUUAUAUUUUCCAACAUUUAUUUUGUAAAGAAUUGAUAGAAGAAAUAGUAGAAAGUACAUAGUUUCCAUGUAUUUUUUCACGUAGAAUACGAUGGGUGAGGUUUGGAUAUGUCAAAAUCGACAUUUUCGUUACCGCGCCGUAUUUUCCCAACGGAUAUUUUGGUUAAUUGCCUUCGCGCAAAUUAAGGGAGAGGUUUCUGAGAAAUCGAUUCUUGCAAAAAAAGUACUUUUUUUAGUUUUUCCGGAAAAAUUUUUGAUCAAAUAUUAAUUUUGAGACCACAAGCUUAAAGUGGAGUAAACUGUGCACAUUUAAAAAAAAAAUUGGUACCGAUAGGUUAAUUUGGGUUGUAAUGGCGGCCGUUUGAAAUGCUUAAAUAGCGUAUCAACAUUAACAUGGCGCCACAGGGCUUAAAAAACCUUUUUCGGAAAAAUGUGGUCGUAUUUCCUCCUAUUUUAUAUUGAAUGAUAUCCCAAAGUUUGAAAAAAAUCGAAAACAUCGAUAUAUACCAAAAAAACCAACAAAAGCUAUUAUGACAUACGAGAAAAUCGACUGUUUACCCCACGGCCGCCAUUUUAACGUAGAUCAGCUGUUUUUAUUUGCAAUUAUAUUUUUUAAUGUCAUUCUUUCAACAUACAAGUUGUAUUUCUUGUUACUUUUAGAAUAACAACUAAUUUUAUACUGAAAAUCUACCUAUAAUAUUUAUUUAUAUGAUUUAAUUGUAAGUAUUUAGUUAUAUAUUUAACUUAUUAAUAAUUUAUAUCAAAUUUUAUAUUAGAUCUAAGUAGAUCUCACAAUAAAUUGGAGAAAUGUAUUUAAUAGUCAAAAAACCCAAAUACAUUUUUUCUUUAAACUUAUUUCGCGAGAAAAAGAGAAACAUUACAUUACAUAUCUUCUCCAGGGAUGAAAAUAAAAGAUUUUUAGGUUAUAUUACUUUAAAAACAGUGGUUAGCCACGAAUUUGAAGAAGAGGGAAGAGAUGGUAAUUACCGAGAGCUGCUUCCACACGUUGUGGUUUUCAUCUGUCAGCAUUUUUUGCACCCACCUUGUUCUGGAUGCAGAACUUGCUGACAUUUUUCAACAUUGAUUCUUUCACUUUCGCAUUUCCUUUAUCUGAGGACGAUGGCCGGCCAAAACGUUGUCUAUAAGUCCGUCUUCGAAUUAGUAUUCCACUAUUUUUACGAUAUAACAAGUAUUUUUGGGAGUGGUUUAAUUUAGGAUUAUAUAUUUUGCAGUUUUUCAAACUGUUAAGUGCAAUAACAUUUUUUUCCAUUCUAGUCAAGUUAUAACUUUAUUUUUAAUAUAAUUUUAAGGAAUUGUGCAAUUCCCAUUACGGCUAAUAUACCAAAAAUUGUAAAUAUACUUAGUUGUAUUCUAUUUUUACUGAUUUUAUAUAAGAUGAUCCUGUAUCAAUAAAAAUUAUAGAUUUC